Messenger RNA from Cyphellophora europaea CBS 101466, 999 nucleotides. RefSeq lists its product as uncharacterized. Lineage: Eukaryota; Fungi; Ascomycota; Eurotiomycetes; Chaetothyriales; Cyphellophoraceae. The transcript is spliced from 3 exons. The record is from RefSeq and is a predicted model, not a curated record. The coding region runs from base 1 to 999 and encodes 332 amino acids.
AUGUCGCGUCCUGACAAAACGCCGGCACCCGCACGGCGGUUCGUUCGUCCAUCGAGCUCGGCGACCCAGCCUCCAACCUCAGCCAGGAAGUCAGCACCACCCUUCUCCCAGUUUCGUACACCAGGCUCGACGGCGUCUCCCCACAGUCGUGUACCGCAGUUCAGUACCCCAGCGCCAACUCAUAAGGAUGAGAUCAAUUCGAGUCUAGAGGAUGAUGAGACUUCUCCGUCACUACCCCUACGGAACCCUCUCGGUCACGCAUCAAACCGCGAUCCUAUCGACGAUGUUGAUGGUGUUGAUUUGCCCUGGCAGUCAGACCAUCGUGACACCCCGAUGCCAAAGAGGAGAAAGGUCUCGCAUCCUCACAGGCCCGGCGAUGAACCAAUAGCAAUAUCGUCUUCACCAUCUGAAGGAGAAUCUCGGAGCCCGCAGAUGAGCGACGACGAAUUGCACGAAGCGUCACCACCUGCCAAUGUAACGCCGCACACGACCGCCCGCUUCCGGACUCCCGCGCCUUUCAGAACCCAAGAGGCCAGUCGUUCUUCAAGAACGGUAUUCAGGGCGACGGACAGCAGCUCGACGGCCAAAUCUGAGAUUGUUAACACCCUUCCUGAUGCGUUCACCCCAUCCAGAAGGAAAGGCAAGCACGCCUAUGUGCCGGGAAGUCUCGCGGACACGGUGAGGAACUGGAUUCUCGAGGUUUCGACAGAAGAUGGUAAGAAGGAUGCAAACGAUGAGCGAGAAGUCUUGAUCGAGGACGCCAGGCUGGAAGCAUCUGGUCGGGCAAUCACAGCGAUCGAUCAAAGCGGGCUUCAUUGGCUUCUGACGGGUCCGCAACGGUGGAGUGCCUCGAGCAUCUCACUAGAAACCGUCCAGCGAAUAAAAGAGAAAGGUAAGGUUAUUAUUCGGAGCACAUCCAAGAGCUGGACCGUCCCAUUGCAACAUCUCGACAGAGGCGCUGACAUACAAGUCGCUGGACACUGGGAUCUACCGCCAUAA